AUGUACGGUGAACCAAACAAAGAUAAAAUUCACUUAGUUUCUGGUAAACUUCGUGUAAUAGUCUCGAAACCAUUGAAAUUGAAAUCCAUAUCCAUCAAAUUAAAAGGAAAAUCUGAGUAUUCAGAUUGGGAAAAUCAAUAUUCUUGUAUAAAUGUAUUUAAACUUGAACAAACACUUUAUGAAAAGGAUGUUUUACCAAGAGGUGUAACAGAUCUUAACUUUGAACUUAGAGUACCUGGAAAUAUGCCUCAAAGUUAUGUUACUAGUUUUGGUUUGAUCAGAUACAAGCUGAUGGCUGAAGUUCAACCUGCUUCAAUGCUCGCAAAAUGUGAAAGGGUUGAGCGAGGUAUUUAUUUUUAUAGACAUUAUUUGCCAUGUAGGAGAGAACUCUUGCCCGCACCACCUACAAAGGUUUAUAGAGGUCAGAGAAGGAAUAUUUUAAAAUACGAACUAGAUAUUCCUACUGUCAUAAGCGUUAACGAGAGAAGUUUGUUGAUCAGAGUUAGAUUAUUACCGUGUAGCGAACAGGGCUAUGUCAAGAAAAUUACUUUCGAUUUAGUUCAAUCUGAAAAAUACAGAGUCCAACCAAGUCAACAAGAUUUAAUAUAUUAUGAUAUUGAUAACACUCAACCUGUUGGCAAUGUUCAAUUAAACGGAUCUGUACCGACAAAACGUAAACGAUCUAGUCAAAUAAAACCAACGGCUCUAACUAUUUUUAGUGAUGUUGAUAAUUGGAAUAAUCCAUUGACCUAUAAUCUUCCUUUCGUUCAAUAUUCUCGUACCGCAACAUCUGGUAAAGCCUGUGCGUCUAAGUUAAAAGCGACAAUAGAUUCUCCGUUAAUUCGUGUUAGGCAUAAACUUAGACUUUCAAUGACUUUUAGAGAUGAAACUGAAAAGGAUUUAGAAUUAGGUUUUCCAAUUACUAUUACAACCAUUCCAGAAGAUGAUUACUCUUCGAUUUUUGGUAUGCUUUGUGAUAAUGGUCUGCCUUCUUAUGAUGAUUGUAUAGAGGAUUCUCCUACAAUGGGUUAUGAAGAAUCUAGUGACUCUAGACCAAUUAGCCCUUUAUGUGAAUUAAAUAAUUCGGAUAACAACUCAAGAUAUCAUUCUAGGAAUAAUUCUAGAAGCAAUUCUAGGAAUCAUUCCAGAAGUAAUUCUAGAAAUCCCUCUAGAAAUAACACCAGGUCCGCAUCUCCAAAUCUUGAUGAUGUAUACAAUGAUGGUUUUACAGAUAAUUCCUCAAGCGGUGGAAAUGGAAUUUCAAAUGGCUCAGUAUUAUCAGAUCAACGUCAACCAACCCUAAAAAAUAAAAAGAGUCAACGUUCUUUGGUAGACCGUCUUUUACAUAGAAACGAAAUUAACUCAAGAGCAACUUCACCACCUCCUAGUAUUCCUAUUGCUUAUACUACACCAACAUCACACCCGAGUUAUAGUAAUUUAAAUGCUUCUCCGCAAGAUCAUAACCGUGUGUUCCCAGUAACUUCUCAUGACCUUCCUUCUUAUUCGCAAAUGCCUCCUGAUUCCAACUAUUUAUCCACAAGUAAACGUACAACUAGAUAUUUAAAUAUGCCUGAUGAAGACGAUUACGAGACAAACACUCAUUUAGAGAUCCACAGUGCACCUAGCAGCCCUAAACUUUGCGGAACUUCAAUGACAUUAAGUGAUGAUGCUUCAAAUGUAUUAUCUUUAAACAGUGGUGGUACUUUUACCGGAGAAAAUAGUAAUAAUUUAUCACCACCAAAUAUGAAGAAAAAAUCACAUAGAAGGUCCACAAGUCUUAAUUUGAAUCUAAAAAGUCCUACAAAUUCUAGAUUCCUUAAUAAUAAAGUAAGGACUAGCGGUGAUAAAACAUCAUGCGAUGAUUUGUUGGGGCUUAUUAGUGGAAUAAACAUUAAUAUUCAAACACCAAGUCCUACCUUUGGAACUAUAUAUAAAUAG
Cetraspora pellucida is the source of this 1938-nucleotide messenger RNA. The record is from the annotation of a GenBank genome assembly. Lineage: Eukaryota; Fungi; Glomeromycota; Glomeromycetes; Diversisporales; Gigasporaceae.